AUGCCCAAGGAAAAGACUACCCGCAAGACCAAGGCCCGUACCACUAGCAGAAAGAAGGACCCCAACGCCCCCAAGCGUGGUCUUUCUGCGUACAUGUUCUUCGCCAACGAGAACCGCGAGAAGGUUCGCGAGGAGAACCCCGGCAUUUCUUUCGGCCAGCUCGGCAGAGCACUCGGCGAGAAGUGGAAGAGCCUGGACGACGAGGCCCGUCGCCCCUACGAGGAGAAGGCUGCUGCGGACAAGAAGCGAUAUGAAGAUGAGAAGUCCAGCUACCAGGCCGCCGAAGAAGACGAGGAGUCUGCCUAA
Molecule: messenger RNA, 306 nt
Organism: Penicilliopsis zonata CBS 506.65
Lineage: Eukaryota; Fungi; Ascomycota; Eurotiomycetes; Eurotiales; Aspergillaceae
Exons: 4
Coding region: 1-306 (101 amino acids)
Source: RefSeq, a predicted model, not a curated record